Gastrolobium bilobum is the source of this 1835-nucleotide messenger RNA. RefSeq names its product phosphatidylinositol/phosphatidylcholine transfer protein SFH4. The record is from RefSeq and is a predicted model, not a curated record. Bases 233 to 1684 code for a protein of 483 amino acids. The transcript is spliced from 7 exons. Lineage: Eukaryota; Viridiplantae; Streptophyta; Magnoliopsida; Fabales; Fabaceae.
ACCACACCAUGCCUACGUCUAGAAUAACCCGUGUGAGCUCUGAUGAAGUCGUUGAAAAGAAAAAUCUCAUUCCGGAACGGACAAUUGAUUGAAUCCACAGCGAUCUGGGCCGCCGCAUUGGCUAUCGGCGACGACGAAGUAAUAUUGAUCCAUCAGUCCCAAGCAAAACCUCGUGAACUGUUGCAAUCAAAUUUCAGUGCUUGCCAGAGAAACUUGACUGCCAUCAGUUUACAUGGGAGACACGGUGGAUUAUUCUGACUUGAGCAAGAACCCUAAACCUGGCAGUGUCAUGACUGGGAAAAAAGCAUACAGAUGUUCGCUAAUUGCAUCUCGCCCUAAAUGUUUUGCAAAGAGAAACCAUGAACGCCUUGUUUCACUGAUCCAUGGCGGCUUUGGAAGUAGUUCUGUGGGUCGUUUCACAUUUUUUUUACUUAAAGUUGCUGCUUUAGAGAUCCUAAGGAGGUUCUCCAAAAGAAGAUGUCCAUCUGUAUGGCGAGGCCUUCAGGCUCUACAAAUCCUUUGUUAUCCGCCUUUUCAAUGGAUCCAGAGAUGGGCACCCUUCAAGGGUUUGGUUAAAAGCAUGCAGGUCCUAUCAAGACCGUUGCUAGCCCUUACAAUUGGAACAGUUUUUUGUGAUCAAUCAGAAGGUAGUGAUGGAACGUCAGAUUGUAUUACUGAUUCACACAAUUCAGUAGCAAACUUGGAACUAUCUCCUGUACAGACUGAUAUGAAUACAAGUCAGUGUUUGACAGAUCCUAAAAUUUUAGAAUCUGAAAACUGGUUGACUCAACUCAAUCAAGAGCUUGAAAAUCAGGGGAUUCGUUUGCCAGAAAGAAUCAAUGAUGAUGAGCUUCGUAGAUUUUACACAGCUUCUAAUAAUGACUUUUCAUGCUUACUUACCUCAAUCAAGAAGACCAUACACUGGCGAGAGACUUACAGAAUUCUUUCAGAAGAAGAGCUGACAAUGUGGUCAAAAAUGGUGUUCUGGCAUGGGUAUGAUGUGAGGCACAGACCUUGUCUCAUUGUACGGCUUGGACUAGCUUGCAAUACAUUGACAUCUGAAGAUAGACCUCGAUUUGCUCAGGCAGUCAUAUCACAGGUAGAUUAUGGAGUCUUGUACUUGGUUGAUGAAGACAACCCUCAAAUUACAGUGUUGGUGGAUUGUGAAGGGUUGUCUCCUUUGAAAAUUCCCAUGCAAAUGAUGAGAUCUUGUGCUUCCCUUCUGCAAGACCACUUUCCUAAUCAUCUUGGUUGUUUGUUUGUCAUACGACUGCCAGCAGCUGUUCAUGUUAUUGCUCAGACUUUUAUUGAGGUUUUGAAGCCCGCUACUAGGAACAAGAUGAAAAUAGAAGGAGAGAUGUAUCAGAAGGUUCUUUCUGACUAUCUGCCGACACUGCCAUCAUAUCUUGGAGGCUGCUGCACGUGCAUAAUAUGCUCUGAAAUUGGCGAGUGGGAUAUGCCACAACCUUAUGCAACUUGGACCAGCAGGAGAGAUGGGGAAGGUGAUAUCAGUGACAAUGACGUUUCUCCGUCAUUGCAUCCUACCGAUGAAUUAGAAGGCCGCUUAUGUGGCAAUUAUGACCAGUUGUUGAGAACUGCUAUCGUAGGUAUUCUCAUAUUUUGGGUUUUAAUAGCUCUUGGUGCUGUAAUAUUUGAUCCCGGUAGUCGUUAUUUGCCCUCAUAAUGCAAGACUGGCCAAAUUAGUUUAUAUCCCUGUAGGAGUAAAUCUUUCUAGGAGGUGACAUUAUCCAAUUCCAAACAGUAGCCCACACUGUUGCAGAUUCUUGAGAUGAAUGAAAGAUCUCUAGUUAUCGCUUGCGCAAUGUAUAUUUAUA